Messenger RNA from Cyprinus carpio (common carp), 2925 nucleotides. Its product is annotated as leukotriene B4 receptor 1-like. The record is from RefSeq and is a predicted model, not a curated record. Gene Ontology annotation, cellular component: plasma membrane. Gene Ontology annotation, biological process: complement receptor mediated signaling pathway; positive regulation of cytosolic calcium ion concentration; inflammatory response. Gene Ontology annotation, molecular function: leukotriene receptor activity; complement receptor activity. The transcript is spliced from 5 exons. Lineage: Eukaryota; Metazoa; Chordata; Actinopteri; Cypriniformes; Cyprinidae. Bases 1055 to 2275 code for a protein of 406 amino acids.
UACUGACUGUAAACAGAAAAAAAAAUAUUAGAAAGUGUUUACACACAUAAGGAUAUAUGAUAAAGAAAACACAUUGUAAAAAGCUAGGCUGCACGUGUAAUUAUUCUACAGUCAAAACAAACCUACUUACUCCAUAGAUAAAGUGCCAGCCGGUCCUUCUGGCCUCGGACGUCUCUUCCAGUUCACUUUAGGCAAAUUAAAAAAACACUUCUAAAACACUUCGACUUAGCAGGGGCGGAAAACCGGGAUCCUCGGUUAUACAGCGAAAUACACUUGUCCCAUUGUCUGCGUUAUCCAAACUUUCAAGCUGUGGCAUGACAAUGUCCCAAUCGAUGCAGCACAUGCUCUCCUGUUCAGUUGGCAUCGCCUGGCACUGAUUACAUUUACACCACCAGCUCUCCAAUGCUCUCUGUCUUUCGGAAGCUUGAGACUGUGGUUGUGUUGCAGCGGCAGCCUCUUCCAUCUCUUGCAAUUCAAUAUCUGUGUAUUCAGGUUCGAAUAAGUAAGGUUGGUUAAAAAAAUUCAAGUCUUCAUAUACGUCAAAAUCUGCCGACAUAUUUACAAAUAAUGGUUUUAACUACCGCGCGCGCGUUCACCUGCUUGUAAACAAAGUUUAGCGCUUCCGGCUAUGCCAGCACUUCAUCUUGUACACUAGGUGGCGGUAAUACUCCUAAGGAGUGAGCAGCCAGUAACAAGUAGUAGUAGAAGAAGACCGUCGUCAGUUUAGUUCUCGCGCAUGCGUCAUGGAGCUCUCGUGAACGAACGUCAGAGGCCUACAAGAGAGAAAAUAAAUAGUUGAAUAAAGUCGUUCUUUUGUUUGUUUUUUUCGCACGAAAAGUAUUAUCGUCGCUUGAGAAACGUACGGUUGAGCCACUGUAGCGGCAUGGACUAUUUAAACAUUUUCUUCACUGACUUUCUGGACGGACAAGUUUGGGCCCCCUUAAAGCCAAUGGAGGAGUAUUCCAGCGCUCAUAUUUAAUCACAAAAAUAUUAAUUUGUGAUCCGAAGAUGAACGAAAGACUUACAUGGUUGGAUCAACACGAGGAUUGCCAAGAUGGCCUUGAACCACAAUGAGGCCCUGUCCUCCUCUUCUGUCCUCCAAGUUACUCCAUACUCCAGCCCUUUUGUCCUUCCCAGUCCAACUCUGAACAUGUCAACACGGGAUCCAUCAAACUCUGGCAUGACUAAUGGAAACGAGACGAUCUUGAGCAACAGCAGCGGAGCGGUCGCUGGGACGGUGAUCCUUGGCCUCGUGUUCCUCCUCGGCGUCCCUGGGAACGUCUUCAUCAUCUGGAGCAUCUUGGCCCGAGCGCGGCGUCGUUCCAUCACCAUCCUCCUGAUCCUGAACCUCGCCUUCGCCGAUGGCUUCCUCAUGCUGCUGACGCCCUUCUUCAUGGUUUAUUUGUUUCAGCGCAGUUGGAUCUUCGGCUUAGUGCUGUGCAAAGUUCUGUUCUACCUGUGCUGCGCCAACAUGUACGCUUCCAUAUUUCUGAUCAUGCUGAUGAGUCUCCACAGGCUGGUGGCGAUAGUGUGGCCGAAGCAUGUCGGCCUGCUGACGGACCGCAGGACGCUCACGCAGCUGCUGGCAGGACUCUGGGUGCUCGCUUUGGGACUCUCUGUGCCCGUUUUGGUUUUCAGGGACACCAAAGAGGUCAGAAGAGAGCCGCAGAGUUUCUUGUGCGACUGCCAUCACCCACAACCACGAUAUGAGGUGAUGCAGUAUGGUAUGGAAACAUUACUGGGCUUCUUGUUGCCAUACGGCGUGAUCAUAGGCAGUUACGUGUGCAUCCUGCGCAGAAUUCGCAAGACGCGCUUUCGCAGACGCAUCCGCAGCGAGAAACUCAUCCUGGUUAUCAUCAUCACCUUCGGACUCUUCUGGCUGCCGUACCACAUCAUAAACAUGGUGCAGGUGGCUGCUGCUCUACAUCCAGAAGAUUCUCCCGCAAAAGAAAAUCUAAAAAAGAUCAGGACGAAGCUACGAGCACUCACCUCUACCGUGGCCUUCGUCAGCAGCUGCAUAAACCCCGUGCUUUACACCUUCGCCGGGAAGUCGUUCAUCCGGCGGGAGGGUCUGGCCUUCAUGGCGCGGCUGUUCGAGGGAACGGCGCUGGAAACAACGCGGAGGAUCCGGCGCAGCAACCAGAACAGCCGCGACCGAGAGAAGGAGACCGAUGAUGGAGAAAGUCUCAAAGACAAAGACUCCGAUUCCACCACCACCACCACCGCUAACACAAACUCGGUUAUUAAAGUUGUGCCGCAGAAAAACAGUAAGUGAGCGUCUGGCCGCGUUACGGGGAACUCAGUCUACGCUGAGAGCGCUGGGCUGUGCCUUGUUCCGGUGUUGAACGGUGGGUAAAUCAGGACAGCUUGUGCUUUUCUAACAGAUGGAGGUCAAUCCAAGUUUAUAUUAUAAAAUACAAACUGUUUACCAAUGGUGUACACAAAAACAAAAGAGAACAAGGGGCUCAGUGCCAAACCAUCACCAGACCGAGAACUGAGACGGCCACACAGGUUUUAUACAUUGACUAAUGGGCUAAACAAGGAACUGUUAAAAACAUGACAAAGAAAGUCUACAAAUACUCUGUAUUCCAGCGCUUUCAAAAAACUGCUUCAUGUGUUUGUCCAGUAGAGGGCGCCACGCAACUGGGAGACAGAUAAACCAUUCAGAUCGUGUCAGAAGAAGACCACCUGCAUGGAUGGGUCUAAAGACUCAAGACUGAUGGGGUAAAGGUUGGGUUGACACUGAAAAUUAAGAGAGAACCCAGUAUCCAAGUACUGUUUUCUUUCAAAUGAAUUUCAAUGACUUUUCCAUAACAUUUCCAGUAGUUCAUGAUUAAGGAUUUUGUUUUGUUUAAAGCUUUAAAAGAAUUCACUCAAAUAGAUACUUUACAACUGCAUUAUUAAAAAAAAAAAAAAAAAAAAAAA